Messenger RNA from Australozyma saopauloensis, 1188 nucleotides. RefSeq names its product translation initiation factor eIF4A (gene TIF). The transcript has a single exon. NCBI's taxonomy places the organism in Eukaryota, Fungi, Ascomycota, Pichiomycetes, Serinales, Metschnikowiaceae. Gene Ontology annotation, molecular function: ATP binding; RNA helicase activity; RNA binding. The record is from RefSeq and is a predicted model, not a curated record. Bases 1 to 1188 code for a protein of 395 amino acids.
AUGUCUGGAAUCACCGAAGUCGACGCUAACUUGAUUGAGACCAACUACGACAAUGUCGUCUACUCUUUUGAUGACAUGAACCUUAAGCCUGAGAUUGUCAGAGGUAUCUUCGGUUACGGUUACGAAGCUCCUUCUGCCAUUCAACAAAGAGCCAUUGUUCCAAUCACCGAGAGAAAGGAUGUGUUGGCUCAGGCCCAGUCUGGUACCGGAAAGACCGCCACCUUCACCAUCUCUGCUUUGCAGAACAUUGACCACACCGAGAAGGCUACCCAAGCUUUGAUCUUGGCUCCAACCAGAGAGUUGGCCCAACAAAUUCUUAACGUCAUCAACUCCAUUGGUUUGUACUUGAACGUUACUGUUCACGCUUCCAUUGGUGGUACCUCCAUGCAAGAUGACAUCGAGGCCCUCAAGUCUGGUGUCCAAAUUGUUGUCGGUACUCCAGGUAGAGUUUUCGACAUGAUUGACAGAAGAUACUUCAAGACCAACAAGAUCAAGAUGUUCAUCUUGGAUGAGGCCGAUGAGAUGUUGUCCUCCGGUUUCAAGGAGCAAAUUUACAACAUUUUCAGAUUGUUGCCAGAGAGCACCCAAGUUGUUCUUUUGUCCGCUACCAUGCCACAAGAUGUCUUGGAGGUCACCACCAAGUUCAUGGACAACCCCGUCAGAAUCUUGGUCAAGAAGGACGAGUUGACCUUGGAGGGUAUUAAGCAAUUCUACAUCAACGUCGAGGAGGAGGCUUACAAGUUCGACUGUUUGUGUGACUUGUACGACUCUAUCUCUGUCACCCAAGCUGUUAUCUUCUGUAACACCAGAUCUAAGGUCGAGACCUUGACUGCUAGAUUGAAGGAGGCCAACUUCACUGUUUCCGCUAUCCACGCUGACUUGCCUCAAUCUGAGAGAGACACCAUCAUGAACGAGUUCAGAUCCGGUUCCUCUAGAAUCUUGAUCUCCACUGACUUGUUGGCCAGAGGUAUUGACGUCCAACAAGUUUCCUUGGUUAUCAACUACGACUUGCCUGCCAACAAGGAGAACUACAUCCACAGAAUCGGUAGAGGUGGUCGUUUCGGUAGAAAGGGUAUUGCUAUCAACUUCGUCACCAACAAGGAUGUCGGUAUGAUGAGAGAGAUCGAGCAAUUCUACUCUACUCAAAUUGACGAGAUGCCUGCUGACAUCGGCUCUUUGUUUGCUUAA